This is a messenger RNA of Oncorhynchus mykiss (rainbow trout), 3822 nucleotides long. Its product is annotated as consortin. The record is from RefSeq and is a predicted model, not a curated record. Gene Ontology annotation, cellular component: plasma membrane; trans-Golgi network; transport vesicle. Lineage: Eukaryota; Metazoa; Chordata; Actinopteri; Salmoniformes; Salmonidae. Gene Ontology annotation, molecular function: connexin binding. Gene Ontology annotation, biological process: positive regulation of Golgi to plasma membrane protein transport.
GUGACCAUUGAUUCAAAUUAUGUAUCAGUUGAAUGCGUUAUCCACAUUGCAAUGUUUUGAAAUGUGGGCGUUUAUUUUGAAGGUUUCCUCAUUACCGUACGACAGUUACGUCAUUUUGUUUGGAUCGGUCUCAGGAAGAGAAAUCUGCAACAUCAGUCGGUCAAUGUUCGGUUCAGCACCCUGCGUACUGGAUACAAGACACGAAAUUAAUUACAUCUAGGAGGGCUGUGUCUGGUAAGCGUGGCAGGGGGAGUUGCUGACCUUCAUGCUGAGAGGUCACGGCGGAGAAGACCCAUGGAAGAUGGUCAGUGUGAGAGGGAGGGGCCAGUGUUGUCUGAGGGUGGGGUUGACCUCCACCGCAACCAAUCAGACCCCUCGGAACCAAAUCAGAACCAAAACCAGAACCGGACGCAGACUCAACUAGAGGAUGGUCAGAGGGUUGGACGAGACUUCAUCCAACAGAACUCUUUAAACAACAAUGUGGAGGAAGAGGAGGAGGAAGGUAGAACGGUGAAGGGAGAGGAAGACGGGGAUGAGGAUGAUGUGAUUGUGGAAGAAGAGGAGGAGGACAGCAGCGUGACUCACGGCCAAUCCCCCGACACUCCUAUGACUGACUGUUCCUUCUCAGACACAGGCAGUCCGGUAGCGCUCCGGCCCUCUGUGUCUCCAGAGACUACAGAUCCCAUCAGCUCCCAAGCAACAAGUCCAGACGAACCCUGCUACAGUGACCCUGCGGGCGAGACACACACCUCCACCACAGGACCCACUACCUCCAGUUCAGAACCUACCACCUCAAGCCCCACCUGCACCACAGGACCUACCACCUCCACCACUGGCCUCACCUGCACCACAGAACCUACCACCUCCACCACAAGUCCCACCUGCACCACAGAACCUACCACCUCCACCACAAGCCCCACCUGCACCACCGGGCCUACCUCCUGCACCACAGGCCCCACCUGCACCACAGGACCCACAAUUUCCACCACAGGCCCCACCACCUCCACCACAGGCCGCACCUGCACCACAGGACCCACCAUUUCCACCCCAGGCCCCACCACAGGCCCCACCUGCACCACAGGACCUACCACCUGCACCACAGGACCUACCACCUGCACCACAGGCCCCACCUGCACCACAGGACCCACCAUUUCUACCAGAGGACCUACCACCUCCACUGCAGAGCCUAUCCCUAGCCCUGCCCUCCUGGCUACCUUAAAGGAGUUAGGGGAACGGGGAGAUCACUCCCACCUGCCUCAGUACCUCCAUCAGGUAGCCGAGGCCUUUGUCCUCCAGGAAGAUUAUGAGCGAGCAGUGUGGUGUGUUCAGCUAGAGAGACUCUACCACCAGCGACUACUAAACAACCUGACAGCACUGCAGGAACAGUGGGAGAGGCGGUGCAGGGCAGACGGUCGGGGGGAGAGGAACAGUGAGACUGAUCUGACUGCACAGCAGCUGGACAUACUCACACACAUCUGCACGACACACCAACGACCCAGUCCUGGAGAAGAGAAGACUGUGGACUCUGUGCUGGAGAGUCCUGUUCGUGGUGAGGACAGACUGCCUGCAUGCCGCUCAGUUCGGUUAUUUGAGUGUUUGUUGGGGAUGGAGGAGGACCAGAGAGGAACAGACUCCACCCUCUCCCAGAGCAUCAACCCAAUCAAAUCAGCCGGAGCCCUGAAGGACAGCCUUAGCUCCAAUGACUGUGCAGCUCUGGGUGUGGCACAGGACUGCAGAGACUCCCAGGGGAUUGGGAGGGCUGAAUUCACAGACUCUCGGAGCGAAGGAACGGGUCAGCAGACGGAGAGUGAGAUGGAACACACCACUCAGGAGGGUUGCACUACGCCGGACCGCCCUACGGAUGGGGAAAUGAGCCAACCCAAGCAUGAGGAGCAGCAGGGAGGAGAGGAAAAACAGGAGGAGGUGGAAGAGGCAGAGGAGGCCUUGGCAUUAAAGGAAGAGGAGAAAGAGGAGAAGAGAGAUGGUGUUGAUUGUUUAAAAGCUCCUCUAGAGGAGAUCUCAGCCUUAGCAGUGAAGGAGCAGCUCACACUGGAGGAGGCCCAGCUGCGCGAGGAGGCCCAGCUGCGCGAGGAGGCCCAGCUGCGCGAGGAGGCCCAGCUGCGCGAGGAGGCCCAGCUGCGCGAGGAGGCCCAGCUGCGCGAGGAGGCCCAGCUGCGCGAGGAGGCCCAGCUGCGCGAGGAGGCCCAGCUGCGCGAGGAGGCCCAGCUGCGCGAGGAGGAGUAUGAUAUGUUUGGAGUGGACAUGGUGGAGACUAUCAGAGACCGGGUGGCUUCUCUGGACGACCUGGCCAAACGCAUUACAGUGGAGGAGAUGACCCCUGUCCCUGGCCUUGUGUCCAUCCUGAAGAGGAGGAGUGUGUGUGUGGAGGAUGUGUGUGUGGCUCCCUUCUCGGCACCACUCAAACACAAACGCCCUGCUAAACGCAGGGUCCGUUUCAAAGUACCUGACGACGGCUUUGACCACGACGAGGUGGGCGGAGACUCCUGCCUGCUCCUCUUCCUGCUUUGCCUGGUCACCGUGGUGAUCAGCCUGGGAGGCACCGCCCUCUACUGUGCCCUGGGCGACGCCCAGUCCACUGUCUGCACCGACUUCUCCCGUAACGCUGACUUCUACCUCGCACAGCUGCAUCGUGGGAUGGAUCAGCUCCAAAACUGGCUAACCCCCGCAUCUUAGCUGACCCCCAAGAGGAGAGGAGAAGAGAGGGGGAGGAGAAGAGAAAUAGGGGGAGGGAAGGAAAGGAGAGGGGGAGAAGAAGGGGACAGAGGAGGAAAACUCCCUCGUUUUGCAGAGUGGAUACUCGCCUCUCUUUAUGUCCUGCCCUGUUUUAAUCUCUCUCUCUCUCUCCUCUCUCUGUCAGUCUUUCUCUCUCUCUCUCUCUCUCUCUCUCUCUCUCUGUGUCAGUCUUUCUGUCUUUACUGGCUGGCCAGUUAGUGUGUUUGUGUGGGAGAGAGUGAUUGAACGAUGUUUGUGUGGCGGGAGAGAGUGAUUGAACGAUGUCUGUGUGGUACUGGUAGGCUGCAUCCACACUAAAAGUUCCCUAAGACAUCUGCAGUGCUGCCUGGUAGGACUGACCUAGGACCUGUAGUAUACUGGACCACCCAUAGACGUCAAAUGUACACUACUGGACGUGGACUGACUCGAAGUCAGCCCAGAGGAAUGGAUAAUAUUCAUUACCACUGACCUUGAACCUGCUCACUACUACAUGGACCUGUCCUCUGGGUCCUUCAGGCAUGGACAGAACUGCUCACCUGCGCAGACAGGAAGUGCUUGUGUAGCCAUUUCAGAAACCGGCACAGCUCUUUGUUUACUGCCGCCAUUUUUAAUCUCAUCUACACCUCAAAAAUAUGAACAAUUCUGCUGUGGUCAGAAACAUUAAAUAAUGUCUUUAAAAUAAUCUUCUAAUAAUGAAUGUUUUGUUGUAAUGAACCAGAUUUGACUUUUCUUUACGUUCCUCACUAAUUGAGUAUUUUUAUGUUGUAGGUAGGGUGUUUCUUUGGGCUGAGGAUAGAAGUUGCCCCGAAUCACAGAUCAUAGAUCAUAUCUUAACCGCAUCCUCAACCAGGAGGGGGAUGAAAUAUCUGACCCUGUAUCAGUGGAUAGGGGAAUCUGCUACCCCUUCUGUUUAUUGGGUUGUUUUGGGGUACAGAUAGUUCAGCCUGAUUGUAGCGUUGGCCCCUUGAUGACCCUUAGUGUGUGUCAGACAGAGAUAUAUGCAACACAGACAAGAAAGCAAUACAUGUCUGUAAUCAUGUGCGUUAAAGAAUGUUGUUUUAUUUAUUUCGUUCUUAAAAAAAAAAAAAA